Molecule: messenger RNA, 1408 nt
Organism: Labrus mixtus (cuckoo wrasse)
Lineage: Eukaryota; Metazoa; Chordata; Actinopteri; Labriformes; Labridae
Product: malate dehydrogenase, cytoplasmic-like
Exons: 9
Coding region: 16-1068 (350 amino acids)
Biological process (GO): tricarboxylic acid cycle; malate metabolic process; oxaloacetate metabolic process
Cellular component (GO): mitochondrion; cytosol
Molecular function (GO): L-malate dehydrogenase (NAD+) activity
Source: RefSeq, a predicted model, not a curated record
AACACCGACGGGACCAUGUUGACUCUGCUGACUUCCAUGUACCUGGUGGUGCGGGCGGUUUCCUCACGGGCUGAACCAAUCCGUGUUGUGGUGACCGGCGCUGCAGGUCAGAUCGCCUACUCCCUGCUGUACAGCAUCGCCAAGGGAGAUGUGUUUGGGACGGACCAGCCAAUCAUCUUGAUGCUUCUGGACAUCCCCCCCAUGCUGCCAGUGCUGGAGGGAGUCGUCAUGGAGCUGCAGGACUGUGCCCUCCCACUGCUGAGAGAUGUGAUUCCUACAGACAAGGUGGAUGUGGGCUUCAAGGACGUGGACGCCGCCAUCUUGGUAGGCUCCAUGCCAAGGAAGGAAGGGAUGGAGAGGAAGGACCUGCUGAAGGCCAACGUGGCCAUCUUCAAGACACAGGGUGCCGCGCUGGACCAGCACGCCAAAAAGACUGUCAGGGUUCUGGUUGUUGGAAACCCAGCAAACACUAACUGUCUGAUUGCCUCCAAGUCUGCUCCAUCCAUCCCUAAAGAGAACUUCUCCUGCCUGACCCGCCUGGACCACAACAGAGCAUCCUCCCAGGUGGCGAUGCGUUGUAGUGUUUCAUCUGACAAUGUGAAGAAUGUCAUCAUCUGGGGAAAUCACUCCUCCACCCAGUACCCCGACGUCCACCAUGCCAAGGUCAACGUCAACGGCUCAGAGAUGAGCGCCUACGAUGCGGUGAAGAAUGAAGCCUGGCUCAGAGGAGACUUCAUCUCUACAGUGCAGCAGCGCGGUGCAGCCGUCAUCAAGGCCAGGAAGCUGUCCAGCGCCAUGUCUGCUGCCAAGGCCAUCUGCGACCACAUGAGGGACAUCUGGUUCGGCACCAAGGAGGGUGAGUUCAUCUCCAUGGGCGUGUACGCCAAAGGAAACUCCUACGGCAUCCCAGAGGACCUCAUCUAUUCCUUCCCCGUGCAGAUCAAGAACAAGACCUGGAAAAUGGUCGGCGGACUCUCCAUCAACGACUUCUCCCGUGCCAAGAUGGAUGCUACAGCUGCCGAGCUGGUGGAGGAGCGAGACACUGCCCUGGAACUCCUGUCCCAGUGACUGUCGCCCCCUGUUGGCCAGCAGAAGCACUCGGGCGCCCUGAAGGCUUGCUGCUCACGGCUCUGAAGAAGAAACCUCCCACUCUUAUAAACCGUCCCAGCUGCCAUCUGUGUCUCACCUGUGUGUGUGUGUAUGUGUGUAAGAGUGUGGCGUGUGUGUGUAAGGCCACUUCUUCAGGUUUUCAGAAAACCUGUUUAAAGACCACAACCUGGCCUCUUCCUCCUCCUCUUCAGUCUGCAAGACAUCAAGAGAAUGUCCUGUUGGUAGAUGAGAUCACACUAGCUGUCCAGAAACUGUAACAGAACAAAUUAUCACCAAUAAAACAAUAAGGAAACUUAAA